Messenger RNA from Strongylus vulgaris, 324 nucleotides. Lineage: Eukaryota; Metazoa; Nematoda; Chromadorea; Rhabditida; Strongylidae. The record is from the annotation of a GenBank genome assembly.
AUGUCUGAGGGCACUGAAUACAACAUCAAGUCAUACGACGAAAAAUACAGCGUACGAGUCGUAGAUGUGGACACAUUACGCCCCUCAGUGCACACUCCGCCCACUAUGGAUUGGCCUGGGCACACGUUGCCCGUUGGCUGGUGGCAUGAGGCAAAGCGCAUAGCGACAGAAUUGGACGAUAUGGGUGUACAAUUCUCACACUAUAGGGAUCCGACAGCUUUUGGCGGUACUGCUUACUUGAAUGAAGGAGACAUCCCUUCUUUGCUUGUAGAAGGGCUGAAUGCUGACAUCAAAGUUAUCGAUGUGAGCGCCUAUCUCAGUUAA